UCUGUGGCUUCGGGACGUACCAUUUUCCAGGAGUCUUUGCAGACCUCUAGCGCGCUGGAGACGGCCGUCCCCGUUUCCCGAGUGCGCGGGGAGAUUUUUUUUAUUUGGAAGGGUGGUGAGAAGUGAAGCAAAAAUACAUGUGUGGGGGCGCGCGGAUGCCUUAGAAGCCCUCGGUCAAAUGCCUGUUUUUCCUCUUCUGAAGAAGAGGAAUGCGGAGGAUGGGAAAGGGGUGCUGUGCCUCUGGGCCCGAUCCUGGGUGAUCUCAGAUGAGCUGGUCCAGGGCUCUUCGGCUGGCGUCCCUGCGUCUUCCCCAGACAGGGACGCGGAGGGAGGGGGCGGCGGGAUUUGCAUCGCCGAGACGUCGGACCGCGGGAGGGAAGAGUCCGUGUGGGUCAGGGUCAUUAUCUUCCCCUUGUCUCCCCACUCCCUCCGUACCCUUCUGCUGCCUGGAGGAGACGCCUCGUUGACGGAGCUGGAGAGGAGGGACGAAAACCGCUUCCUGGAGCGCCAGAGCAUCGUGCCGCUCCGGCUCCUCUACCGCUCGGGCGGCGACGACGAAACUGGACACGACGCGCUCGACACGCGGGUGCGGGGCCACGCCGCCGGCGGGCAGUUGACUCAUGUUGACCAGGCAAGCUUCCAGGUUGAUGCCUUUGGAACAUCCUUUAUUCUUGACAUCAUGCUAAACCAUGAUUUGCUGUCCUCUGAAUACAUAGAGAGACAUGUUGAACAUGGAGGGAAGACAGUGGAAGUUAAAGGAGGAGAACACUGCUACUACCAGGGCCACGUCCGAGGAAACCCUGAUUCAUUUGUUGCAUUGUCAACAUGCCAUGGACUUCAUGGGAUGUUCUAUGAUGGGAACCACACCUAUCUCAUUGAACCAGAAGAAAAUGACACCUCUCAAGAGGAUUUCCAUUUUCAUUCGGUUUACAAAUCCAGACUAUUUGAAUUUCCCUUGGAUGAUCUUCCAUCUGAAUUUCAACAAGUACACAUCACUCCACCAAAAUUUACUUUGAAGCCAAGACCAAAAAGAAGUAAACGGCAGCUUCGUCGACAUCCUCGUAACGUAGAGGAGGAGACCAAAUAUAUUGAGCUGAUGAUUGUGAAUGAUCAUCUAAUGUUCAAAAAACAUCGGCUUUCUGUUGUACACACCAAUACAUAUGCGAAAUCUGUGGUGAACAUGGCAGAUUUAAUAUAUAAAGACCAACUGAAGACAAGGAUAGUAUUGGUUGCCAUGGAAACCUGGGCAGCUGACAACAAGUUCGCCAUAUCUGAAAAUCCACUGAUCACGCUACGUGAGUUUAUGAAAUACAGGAGGGAUUUUAUCAAAGAGAAGAGUGAUGCAGUUCACCUUUUUUCGGGAAGUCAAUUUGAGAGUAGCCGGAGCGGGGCAGCUUAUAUUGGUGGGAUUUGCUCGUUGCUGAAAGGAGGAGGCGUGAAUGAAUUUGGGAAAACUGAUUUAAUGGCAGUUACACUUGCCCAGUCAUUAGCCCAUAAUAUUGGUAUUAUCUCAGACAAAAGAAAGUUAGCAAGUGGUGAGUGUAAAUGUGAGGACACGUGGUCUGGAUGCAUAAUGGGAGACACUGGGUAUUAUCUUCCUAAAAAGUUCACCCAGUGUAAUAUUGAAGAGUAUCAUGACUUUCUGAAUAGUGGAGGUGGUGCCUGCCUUUUCAACAAACCUUCUAAGCUUCUCGAUCCUCCUGAGUGUGGCAAUGGCUUCAUUGAAACUGGAGAAGAGUGUGAUUGUGGGACCCCGGCAGAGUGUGUCCUUGAAGGAGCAGAAUGUUGUAAGAAAUGCACCUUGACUCAAGAGUCUCAAUGCAGUGAUGGUCUUUGUUGUAAAAAGUGCAAGUUUCAGCCUAUGGGGACCGUGUGCCGAGAAGCGGUAAACGAUUGCGAUAUUCGUGAAACAUGCUCGGGAAAUUCAAGCCAGUGUGCCCCCAAUAUUCAUAAAAUGGAUGGAUAUUCAUGUGAUGGUAUUCAGGGGAUUUGCUUUGGAGGAAGAUGUAAAACCAGGGAUAGGCAAUGCAAAUACAUCUGGGGGCAAAAGGUAAUGGCAUCAGAUAAAUACUGCUAUGAGAAACUCAAUAUUGAAGGGACCGAGAAGGGUAACUGUGGGAAAGACAAAGACACGUGGAUACAGUGCAACAAACGGGAUGUGCUUUGUGGUUACCUUUUGUGCACCAAUAUUGGUAAUAUACCCAGACUUGGAGAACUUGAUGGUGAAAUCACAUCUACUUUAGUUGUGCAGCAGGGAAGGACAUUAAACUGCAGUGGUGGGCAUGUGAAGCUUGAAGAAGAUGUAGAUCUUGGCUAUGUGGAAGAUGGAACUCCUUGUGGUCCCCAAAUGAUGUGCUUAGAACACAGAUGUCUUCCGGUAGCUUCCUUCAACUUUAGUACUUGCUUAAGCAAUAAAGAAGGCACUGUUUGUUCAGGAAAUGGAAUUUGCAGUAAUGAGCUGAAGUGUGUUUGUAACAGACACUGGAUAGGUGCAGACUGUAGCACUUACUUCCCUCACAAUGAUGAUGCAAAGACUGGUAUAACUCUUUCUGGCAAUGGUGUUGCUGGUACCAAUAUCAUAAUAGGCAUAAUCGCUGGCACCAUUUUAGUGCUGGCCCUCAUAUUAGGAAUAACUGCAUGGGGUUAUAAAAAUUAUCGAGAACAGAGACAGUUACCCCAGGGAGAUUAUGUAAAAAAGCCUGGAGAUGGCGACUCUUUUUAUAGCGACAUUCCUCCCGGAGUCAGCACAAACUCAGCAUCUAGUUCUAAGAAGAGGUCUGCUUUUCUGUCGCAUUUUCAGAUUUCUACCUGUUCCAUCACACAUUAUUCCAUUAGUCAGAACAUUUCAUUAUUUUGCAGCAGGUCAAAUGGGCUUUCUCAUUCUUGGAGUGAAAGGAUUCCAGACACAAAACAUAUUUCAGACAUCUGUGAAAACGGACGACCUCGAAGUAACUCUUGGCAAGGUAACCUGGGAGGCAACAGAAAGAAAAUCAGAGGCAAAAGAUUUAGACCUCGGUCUAAUUCAACUGAGAGGGAGCCCCAAGCACCUGAGCCUGGGCACUCCCUCGCCCAGACAGUCCCAUCCCAAGGCAUAAGCCCAGGGGGCUCUGACAGCCCCCAGACAGGGAGUCUGGAUCACAGGUAUUUAAACCCAUGGUUCAAAAGAGACUAUAAUGUAGCUAAGUGGGUAGAAGAUGUGAAUAAAAACACUGAAGGACCAUACUUUAGGACUCUGUCUCCUGCCAAGUCUCCCUCUUCAUCAACUGGGUCUAUUGCCUCUAGCAGAAAAUACCCAUACCCAAUGCCACCACUUCCUGAUGAAGAAAAGAAAGUGAACCGACAAAGUGCCAGGCUAUGGGAGACAUCCAUUUAAGAUCAACUGUUUACAUGUGAUACAUCAAAACUGUUUACUUCAACUUUUAUAGAAACCCAGCCUCACGGAAUCACUGCAAAUCUAUCUGCUCUUCAGACAAUACAAAGACCCUCUGAGAUAACACAGAGGAGAGGAAGCCGAGUCUCACAUCUGGAUACCAUUUUCUUUUUGUCAUUGGCUUAGGAUUUAACCAAACCAUGAAAAGAACUACUGAAAUGUUACACUAAAACAUGGAACAAUAAAGGUACCGGUAUGUUAAUGGAUAAUCCGCAUGACAGAUAUAUGUAGAAAUAUCACUAAAAUUAACUCACAUGACCCAAAUGUAGCAAGUUUCCUAAGGGGUAAUAGUGGAUUCAGAACUGACAUUCUGAAGCACAUCCUCAUUGUAGACAGUAAUGCUAGUGCAUGAAGCUUCUGUUUAUUGCAAUUUCCACAUUUAAGGAAACAACAUCCCAUAAUAGAAACUAGCAUGCAGGGCUAAGGCAUACAGGAUUUUUCUGCAGGACUUUAAAGCUUUGAGAGGCCAAUAUCCCUUGUGUUAACUCUAAACAUGUAUCUUAUUUUUGUUUUGUUUUUUUACUUUUCAUAUUUAUAUCAGCAUACAAGGACAAUUGUACAUAUGUAAACAUUUUUAAAAUAAAAAAAAGCAGCUGUUACACACAAGUGUAUUUUGCCAAAUGCCUAAAAAUAGUCAGUCACAGUCACAUCAUCACCAUCCAUCAAGUGGUCUUUAAAGAUUAUAAGCAGAUGACAUUGUAAAUAUAGUGGUCAAUGCUAUAAAUGUGUCUCUCCAUAAUUGGUAUUCAUCCAAAACAUGUGAUACCCCUUUAAGCUGUGCACAGUCUGGAGGGAGUUUUAUUGAGUAAUUAAUUGAGCCAGGGAACAAAAUGCCCAGCCAAACUUGGGGCCUCCACAGCUUGCUGGAGCAGGAGUUGGUCCCUGCAACUGCUCUCUUGCCUCCAGGCAUUCAGAUGCUGAUGGCUGCUCCCUGGGAACUCCAGGCUACCCUUUGUCCCUUCUGGGGGCUAAGGUGCCUGCCCCAGCAGCUGUCAGCUUUCAGUACCAGAGCACUGCUAGUUUCACCCUGGAGGCCUGGGAGCCCCUCAGUAGCACAUCCUGAAAUGAAGCAAGUGCACCAAAGACACACGAGUCCAUGGGCCGCUGAUACAUUGUUAGCUUCCAACUUGCUAAGACUCUAACCCUUUGUGGCCUUUUUGUUAUUUUUUUGUUGUUCUUUGACAAUACUUUUUAGGCACCCUUACCUGUAAAAUGAAUGACUUGUUUUAAUAAAACCAACUUUACACUGUUCAUUAAGGAUACUUAUCAUCAGGAGGAUGUGAGUCUAACAGGUCAUUCUACCCUGAUGUGGAAGCAAGAUGGUGGAGGGUUCUACCAGCUGGGCUGGGAAGCCUCACCAGGCCACAGAGGGUUUGAAGAAACCUAAAGCCACAGGUGUGCGGCAGCUGUGAAACGUUACACAAACAGCUGGCAGGGAGGAGAACCUGUUGUUUUGAAUUCUUAUUUUUUUUUAAUACAGAGAAAAGUGAGAAAUUUAUGUUAAAGCUCCUUCUUAAAAACCAAAGUUUGAGGGCUGUUCUGAUGCAGCUCUGUCAUUCUAAAAGAAACUGGGGAGGCUACUCUCGCAAACUCAGAAAUUGAUGGGCUCAAUCGGAUGCUUUGAUUUUCCUCAUUUUCUCUCCUUUUUCUUGAGAGGAAUGGAAUCUGCAGAUAAGAUUUCAAAAAUAUCCUCUAAAUUUGAUCUCUCCCAGUAGUGUUUAUGGUCAAAAUCCAUUUCAUCUCCAUGUGUAGUCAUGUUAGACGCCCACAGUGAAGGACCAUGUUAGAGGCAGUGUUUUAUACUCUUAUGUAUUUACGUCGUCUGUAAUGGCCCUCUCUUCUGAAAGUCUUUUAAAAAUGUUUGAAAAGCAAUUUCAUCAUUCAAAGCUAUAAAGUGUAAACAUCAUUUUCUCAUGAUAGAAAGUGAUGUGAUAGUCGAUUCUACAAUAAAAUGAUCCAUCAGAUUAAGAUUUGGGUGAGUGUUGGGUAACCAUGCCACACAGCUCAAGUGAAGGUCAGGAGAGUAGACAGAUUUAAAAAUGUAGCAAACAAAGUGGCUUUUGACCAAGAUCACUUUAAUGUGCACUGAAUGUUUUCUGGUAUUGAGUGUAUAAAAAUGCUAAUGUUACAAGGUUUAUUUUGACUAUAAAAGAGUUUAUAGAUUUGAAUGUAAGGUACUUUGUGUAAAUAUGCUUCGUAGUUAUGGUUACACAAACCCUCAUUGGAAAGAAUUCACAAAUGGUGAGCUGCUUGCCACAGAUACCCUUUACCCCUCUUUCCUCACUUUCUCAGUUAUUUUUACAUAAAAUUAUUAUCCCACGUGAAAAUCAUUGUUACAUGUCUUUUGGAUGACCUGAGUGUUUAUAGUCAUUCUCCUUGAUAAUAACCUUCAUACGAAACCAAAUGAAAAGCAUAUGUUUUAUUUGCAGAGAGACUAUGAUUUUAUAGUAGCUUUAAUGUUUUCUUCUGGGUAUCUAAGAAUGUUUGAACAUUCUUACAGCCAUUUGCAGAAUUCUUUGACAAGUUCAUAAUCUCAAUGGAUAGUUUUGAGAAAUGUGAGUAGUCAUGGUUGGUAUUUAGAUGUAUUAAAUCUGAAUGCUUAUGACUUUUCUUCCACUGAGCCAGGGAAGAUGGACCUAUGGCACGAAACACAAGCACAGCAUUAUUAUUUUUUUUAAUAUCUAUAUUGGAGAGAAACUUUGAAGUCACCAUAGCAGUUUGUAUCAUGCAACUAAUCUUGAUAGCCCCUAGACAAUAUAGGACUAUUCUGCUAAGCAGAGAGGAGCAGUUAUUUGGCCUUUCUGUUCCAUUGUAUGCCUUUUUUUCUUCUCUUUCUAAAGUUCUAUGCGUAAAGCUUCAGAUUGACAAUCCCCGCUGCCUGAGAUGUUCCAUUGUCCAUAGACAUUGCAGUAGAGCAAACUCAGAUUUAAGGAAACAUUUAAAUCUCUUUAUUAAGAAUGCCAACAAGGGGGUGGGGGUAAGAGGGAGCCCCUGAAGGUAUAGACUGGUCAGACUGGUCUGUGUCCAGCCGACCCUUUCUUUAGUCAGGAAGUGGCAUCUGCCUCUGGAGUCUGCCAGCCAGAAAAUGAUCCCCGGGUGACAUGCAAUCUGUGGAAAGGAAUAAACUCUAACAGUGCAGCAUAGUCAGAGUGUUCAAUGUAGUGCAGUUGCUCUAUAUUUUAGAGAAACCCAGUGUUAGUCCUUAAAAAAAUUUGACUGAUAAAGUAAAUGUAGGUUUAAAAUGCCAAACAUACUUUUUAGUUUGAGAUAAGUGCUUUAUUAAGUAAUACUACAGUUUCUCUUUUUCCCCUUGCUUUCAAAAGGCUUUUAAAAUUGUCUUUAAAAAUAAGGUCAGUCUGGUGUAGAUUUCUGAACAUAAGACUGAUAGGGUUUCUAAAAGAAGUUGCUGAUAAAAUUAGAUCUUUUGUGCACUUCCAGAAAAGGACUAUUUAUAUUUGAAUUUCAUAACAGCCUUACAUUUCUUUUUUUUUUUUUCAUCUGUUGAUUCCCUUGUAGACUUGCAUAAUUUAAUCCUGUCCAUUGUUCCAGAUCUCUUGUGGCUACUUAACCUUCUGCUUUUUAAAGAUUUUGUUAUUUUUAUAGUUACCUGUGGGUCAAAGGAAAUACGGUAUUUUUAUUCACUUCUUUACGUGUUUCAAAAGCUUAUUUCAUCCAUUCUUCAUUUCCUGUUGUCACAUAGUUCUAUUUUAACUUAUAUAUUUAGUGUUUUAAGUAUUUCCUUGUGUUAUUCAACAUGAUAAUAAAUCCUUACCUAAAGAGAAGACUAUUUUACUUUAUUCUCCUUAAACAUAAAGGAAGGGUAGUUCAUUGGGAGGAUGCCAAGUGACUGGCAGAGAACAUGGGAAGGGGGAACAGAUGUGGCGCUGCAUGAAUGAAGAGAGGCCAGCCGGGUGUGGCUACAGCCUGACUAGGACACCAUUGUCAAGGGCGCCCCCGUGGACAGUGUAUUAUAAAUAUCGUCCUACAAGUGGGUAAGUUGCCAUCAGUUUUCCAAGAAAUGCUCUCCCAUUGGCGGCAUAAUGUCUACAUUUCAGAGUCCUGAUGGUAUUUUUCCUUUCACUUCUUAGGUUUUUCUCUAAAAAUGUCACCCAAGGUUUUGUUUUGUUCAAUGGAAUCAAGGUGAAUUUCUCAUCCUACUAGCUUAGAUAGAUAAGAAGCAGGCAUCUCUAUGGAAUAGAGCUUAAUUUGAGCCUCGGGAUUUUUGCUUUUCUCCUCAGUUAUUUUCUGAAUGGAUAAAACUACUCUGAUUUUGGAUGCAGCAGCUUUCCCUCUGGGAAGGGGGCACUAAGGACUUUCAUCAGCAGCUUCCCUUGUGUGUUAGAUUGUGAGGAGCCCAGACCACUCCUGUGAUCAGUUAAGGGGCAGCAGCCCAUCAUCUGGGGGUUAGGGAUGUGCCUGUGUGUGUGCACAUACCUGCUGGAACCAUGCAUGCUCAUAGCAUAUGCUCUAUGGGCAGGUGCUUUUAAUUCUGAGGGGAGCUUUCCCACCACACCUGCAUAUGUGGAGCAGAGUUGCAGCUAGACUUUAGAAAUCAGGGCAUAAUAUUUCUGUUCACAUUUUAUUCAUGGCUUUUUAUUCAGUCCCCAAAAUGGAGCACCAUCUGGUUCACUUUGUAAGUAGAAAAACAAAACAUUCAAAAACAAAAACCCACCUGGUAUUUUUGUUUUUUAUAUCAAGGCCCUGACGAACAGUAAGCAUCCUCCCUAUGGAGCUUGAGAGAUACUUCCAGACCCUACUGGAAGGGUAGGGUUCCCAAAUUGCUCUCCUUCAGUGGCUUGUCAGCCCUUUUCUCCUGAGUAGGAACUUUCACUGGCAUGGAGGUAAAUAUCCCCUUUUUUGGCCCCCCCUUUUUUGGCUAAAUUGGCACUGGGGAGAACUAUAGGAGUACCCAGUAGCGGGGAGAAAGGCACCUGUAGUUUUCUCCCUUUGGCAACAGGGCGUGAUUAUACAACUUUAGUAAUCACUGAGAUAUUGGUCCUCAGGUGUGUUUCAGGAUGGAGAGGAGAUAGAAGGCAGCCCUUGGGAGAUCAGAGGGCAUUCAGCCCUGGCAUAGGAGUGGAAUGGAGACCCACAUGAACUCAGAAGCCAGGUAUGCAGAAGGUGGUCACUGGGAGUCUGGUGGAGGCAGAGGGGCUCCUAGAGGGCCAACAACAGACCUAUCUGCUCUGCAGUUUUACUGAGUGGUUGGCUCUGUAAAUACUUCUUGGGCCAGUCCCAAAUGGGCCAGUCAUUCUUGCCUGCUGUGUCCCUGCUGCAUUGUUCAUAAAACCUGUAUCCUACUGAGAGGUGCUUAGAGGCUGGCAGGGUUUUUGCUCCAGGGCAUCCUUAUUUUGUGUUUUUAGAUAUCCUUGAAAUCAAAACCAGAGAAAAUGUAGGGUAUUUUUUUUUUUUUUUUUUUUACAAAAAGGCAUACAAUGAGACUAGCGAUCUUAAGAUAACGCACUUACAAAAUCAUCAAUAAAGUUUUCAAAGAAUUUAUGAAGGAAGGGACAUUUUCCUCUCAAGUUAAAAAGUUUCAGAGGUGGAUUUUUGUGUUUUAAUGUUCCAAGUUCUAAAAUAAUGCGAAUAGCCCCCAAUCUUUAAACACAAGCGGUGCUAAGUUAUACUAGAUAACAUACUACGGAAAGUGCUGAUAUGAAUUAACAAUUUAUCCAGUAAUAAUACAAGAGUUCUUGCUAAAUUACACAUGUGUAUCACUGCCUGAUUAGAAACCCCACUUUUCUUUUCAAAUCCAGCACAAUAUCCAACUGUGAUUCUAUAGCCAGUGUUUUUAAUGGGCAAAAAAGACCCAACACCUUUGUUUUGUAAAAACUUUUUUUUUAAACACUAACUUCAAAAGUGCUUAACAAAAGGUUUAUUCAGGAUAAUUAAGCAUGUAUGUCCUUUUUUUAAUCUGCUGGAAGAGACAUGCCUCUCCAAUCUAGCAUCCCAAAAAGACAACUUCUUUUAGAAACAGCAUUUACCUAAACAUAGCAGUCUAUAUGUUAGCCAAGGUAGGUCUGCGCUAGUGUUUCCCACAAUCCUCAUCUAUAUGGGGUGAUGUCCAUCAACAGCGGAAGCCACUUCGUAGGGAAGUGUUCAUAGCAGCAUGAUUUCACUUUUGGUAACCAAGGAAUCCUGUGUAUAUACCUAAGAUUGGCUUCAUUUUAAUAUAUUCUCUGCUCCUCUGCACUUCAGGUUCUUAAGCUAUUUUACAAAUAACUGGGUUUUGGCAAUCACCAACUGAUAUGUAUGUGGCAACUGCUUUCCUGAGCAACCGUGAUGUGUUCGAUGGCUGUUCAAGUUACUAACUUGUUCUUAUAUUGUAGGUAAACAAAGUCUUACUGUUUUUAAAGGUCACUGUAACUUGUUCAAAUUUCUGGCACAAUUUUAUUAGUAAUUCACUUCUGAAGCUAAAAAGAUACAAGUUUUCUAUGUUACUCUCAUUGUAACAUCAAUAAAGUGACUUUCAAUAAAAGAUUUUAUGUUAUUUUGA
Molecule: messenger RNA, 9926 nt
Organism: Canis lupus familiaris (dog)
Lineage: Eukaryota; Metazoa; Chordata; Mammalia; Carnivora; Canidae
Gene: ADAM22
Product: ADAM metallopeptidase domain 22
Exons: 32
Coding region: 179-3373 (1064 amino acids)
Biological process (GO): proteolysis
Cellular component (GO): postsynaptic density membrane
Molecular function (GO): metalloendopeptidase activity
Source: RefSeq, a predicted model, not a curated record